This is a messenger RNA of Chara braunii, 1404 nucleotides long. Lineage: Eukaryota; Viridiplantae; Streptophyta; Charophyceae; Charales; Characeae. The record is from the annotation of a GenBank genome assembly.
GGAAAAAACUCUCAGCUUAAAGACAGACCCUAGGAUUCCCAGUCUCCUACAAACAAACUUUAAUGAGGGAGAACUUCUGGGUUCAAUUCGACAACAUUCAGCCGGGCUUCCACGGAUUGCUGGUGGACAGGCUUGAACGACAAUAUACAGCGAACAAAGUCCUGAAAUGGAUUCUACCAACACCAGACUUCCUGGCGCCUCACUGUGGCACGUUGACAACAAUCCUAGACGUGCAAACGGAUGAUCCGCCUGUUUUCCCUCAGGUCUGGAAAUUCCAGAUUGAAAACAGGGUGAUUGAAGUAAGAAUUUCCAAGAGAACCUCGCCGAUCUGUUUUCGAUGCAGAGAACGAGGCCACUUGGGCACUGACCCGAGUUGUCCCAAGUUCUCGAAGCAAGCUAAAGAAGGGAAGCUUCCACCGAACAUGCUCGUAGAAGUGGAAGAUGCACCUGGUAUUUGAUAUGCUGAGAAGAAAAGGGCAAGGGAACGAGGAACGGAGGACAAGGACAAGACCAUCCCCACAACCAAGGACAACUUCCAGGACUUACGACCCAAGGCAAGGAGAUUGGGUAAGAACCAGAAACAGAAGGAAACCAACAACGACGAAACCGAGGCGGAAGAGAAAUCGGAACGAGACCUCUUAGAAAAAGAAGCGGUCGUGGUCAUGUCCCAAACGGAGAAACUGAGGAAGUGGAACAAGGAAUAUGCACCGGAAUUCACUACCAUUUCUCAGAUUGCUAACGGAAGGACCCCAAUGGUGUCGGAAUCGGCCAAAGCUGCUCGCAGAACGUUGAGGAAUAUCCACCUCUCAUUGCAACCAGCUGCCGUGGAAACAGAUCUGAUUGACCCCAGCGCGCAAGAGGAAACAGAAAGCAUCCAUUGUGGUAAGGGCGAGAUGACCAGGAACUCCCCAAGGGCCUUCUCACCCCUGAUAGCCAAGAUGUCAGAAUCAACAAAGUUGAGAUCAGGGAUGAUCUGGAAACCGUGGCGAACAGUGGCCGAGGUCCCUUACAGCAUCUUAGCCGGCAUCGGUGUGUCGGCAAAACUGAUGGCCACAACCGUGGCUCAAAUUGUCAAAUCAGGACAGCUGCAAGGGGACGAGGAUCUUGAUGCAAGAGCAUUCGCCCUGGACUGUGAAAGAUACUACAGAAGUGACGCCUCUGACUGUUCCUCGUGGGAAGGGGAUGAUGAAGGAGAGAUCCUGGGCUGGGACGUGGAUCUAGAAAAGGAAGGGAAUGACCUGAUUGACCCGGGGAGAACAGACAAGGCAGGAGAAUCCACAUUCUCCCCAUCAAAGGACAGCGGUUUAGGGUCUGACCAGGCGACAACUGGGGAAGGUGCGAGCACGGGUACCUCUCCACCUCCCCCUACCUAGGGUUCCUGGACCAACUAUUCCCUUUAAUCUA